UAAUCCCUCAGGCUUGGCUGCAGCACGGCCUUGGGAUAAACUGUCAUAAAGGAUCUGGACAUCUGAAAAUGCUAUUUGGAAUUUAACUUUUUAUACAUAUAUGCAUUUUUCUUCAUGCUUUUUCUUUGCAAAAGUUAUUGAUUUACAAGAAGAAUGCAAACUCUGGUUCAGCAUGCGGCACGGUGCAAAUCAAGGAAGGUAGCAGUCUGUCACUGCAGUGUGUGAGGCCAAAACUACAGAAGAUCUGCUGCUUGUGACACCUGGGACCCAGGAGACUGCAGCAACACUUAGAGGAACUCCUUAGGUGGAUUAUGCCAUUGUAGCUGACAGCUUGAGCUUCAACAGUGAGACAGCUACAACACAAAGCAGCUCCUGCUCCCCUUACACCCUGCAGGAACCAUGGAUGACCCCUACCACAAUAACGUGAACCAGCAGAUGAUUGAGACUGGAGAUUACACCUACACUCAAGAUGGAGGAGGUCAGGAUGGCUACCCUUACCAAAGUGACUACCCCCAGCAGGACGAGGAUGCAGCCAGUGACGUCACCGAGGGAGCAGAUGAGGAUGACCAGAUAUAUACAGGGGAAUACCAAGGCAUCCCCCACCCAGAUGAGAUCAAGGAGGCACGGCGGGCAGCCCGGCUGGAGGCCAGAAGGAAAGCUCGUCUGAAUGCACAGCAGGAGGAGGAGGAGGACAACCUGCCGGAGCAGUACGAGACCAUCAUGGAGGACUGUGGCCAUGGACGCUUCCAGUGGAUGCUCUUCUUUGUGUUGGGUCUGGCUCUAAUGGCUGACGGAGUGGAUGGCUUUGUGGUGGGUUUUGUCCUUCCCAGUGCCGAGAAGGACAUGUGCAUAUCCAACGCUGACAAAGGACUGUUAGGUCUGCUGGUGUAUGUGGCCAUGAUGGUGGGUGCGUUGGUGUGGGGAGGUUUGUGCGAUAAGAUGGGGAGGAGGAAGUGUCUGAUCUACGUCCUGACCAUUGACCUGGUCUUCUCCUUUCUGUCCUGCUUCGCUCAGAGCUACGGCUUCUUCCUCUUCUUCAGGUUCUGCUCGGGCUUUGGAAUCGGAGGCUCCAUCCCGAUCGUGUACACCUACUUCACUGAGUUCCUGCAGAUGGAUAAACGUGGAGAACAUCUGAGCUGGCUCUGCAUGUUCUGGAUGCUGGGAGGCCUGUAUGCCUCCUUCACCGCCUGGGGAAUCAUUCCUCACUACGGCUGGGGUUUUGCUAUAGGGACCCAGUUUCAGAUGCACAGCUGGAGACUGUUUAUUCUGGUGUGUCUCUUCCCUGCACUGGCUGCUCUCAUCGGGAUCUUCUUCAUGCCAGAGAGUCCACGUUUCCUGCUGGAGAACGCUCGACACGACGAGGCCUGGAUGAUCCUGAGGCAAGUUCACGACACCAACUGGAAAGCCAAGGACGAGCCAGAGAGAGUCUUCACUGUGACAAACAUAAAGACUCCACAAACUCAAGAGGACGACUUCAUAGAGAUCCAAAGUGAUACAGGAACUGCCUUCCAGCGCUGGACUGUCCGAAAAAUGACCAUGCUGCAGCAGGUGAUGGCCAACGUGAUGUCUCUGUCUGCCCCAGAGCUCAGACUGCAAGGCCUCCUCCUGGUCAUUGUGUGGUUCUGCUUGGCUUUCAGCUACCACGGGCUGGGAGUUUGGUUCCCCGAUAUGAUAAAGUACAUGCAGUACGAGGAGUUCGAGUCCAAGGUGCGAGUGUUUCACCGAGAACGAGUCGAACGCUUCCACUUCAACUUUUCUCUGGUCAACCAAAUCCACCGCGAAGGAGAGUACAUCCACGACAAGUUUGCAAACAUUGAGAUUAAAUCGGUCAAGUUUGAGGAGUCCUUGUUUGAGAACUGCUACUUUGAGGACAUCAAAUCAACCAACACGUUCUUUGAGAACUGCACAAUUAAAAACACUGUCUUCUACAACACAGACCUGUGGCAGGAAAAGUUCAAGAACUGUCAGAUGGAAAACACCACCUUCCUCCACCCGAAGAAAGGCUGCCAUUUAAACUUCCAGGAGGAAAAUGACAUUGUCAUCUACAUGGUCAGCUUCUUGGGCAGUUUGGCUGUGUUGCCAGGCAACAUCAUCUCAGCAUUAUUCAUUGACAAGAUAGGAAGGAUUCGAUUAAUAGGGGGUUCGAUGUUGGCGUCGUCGGCCUGCACUUUCCUGCUGCUCUUAAGUUUCAGUCAAGGAGCUGUAAUAUGCUGGCAGUGUCUCUUCUACGCCAUCAGUGUGGCAGCCUGGAACGGAUUAGAGGUCAUUUCUGUGGAGCUUUACCCCUGCUCCAAAAGAGGCACGGCGUUCGGCAUCCUGAACGCGAUCUGUAAAUGUGCGGCCAUCGUCGCCAGCUUUAUCUUUGCGGCCUUCAUCGGCAUCACGAAGAUCGUCCCCAUCUUCCUGGCCUUCGCCGCCCUCGUCUGUGGCGGUCUGGUGGCCCUGAAGCUUCCUGAAACUCGGGAGAAAAUCCUCUGUUGAGGAGCCAAACGUCCUGCGGUUUUGGAGCCCCAGACACUGACAGUAUCUAAAAGCUCAAACUAAAAGCAGAAAGAUCAAUAACGAGAGGAGUUCAAUGUUCAACAAUCUGUCUGGUUGCCUACAUUAACCCGUGGCUGCUUUCCGUUCCUAGUUUUUCUCAUCUUGUUCACACUGGAAAAAAAAAAAAAAGCAAUAGUUUGUUUGAGAUUUGUGUAAAAGAUUAAAACGUUCAAAUGUGUCUGUGUUUGAAUGGUUGUGUAGUUCAUGUUACCAUGUGGUGCUCUGAAUUGUUUCCCUUUUGAUAAGAGAAGGACUUGUAGUGACAACUUGAACUGGG
This is a messenger RNA of Nematolebias whitei (Rio pearlfish), 2818 nucleotides long. RefSeq names its product synaptic vesicle glycoprotein 2Ba (gene sv2ba). The transcript is spliced from 13 exons. Gene Ontology annotation, molecular function: transmembrane transporter activity. The record is from RefSeq and is a predicted model, not a curated record. NCBI's taxonomy places the organism in Eukaryota, Metazoa, Chordata, Actinopteri, Cyprinodontiformes, Rivulidae. The coding region runs from base 400 to 2481 and encodes 693 amino acids. Gene Ontology annotation, biological process: chemical synaptic transmission; transmembrane transport. Gene Ontology annotation, cellular component: membrane.